Topomyia yanbarensis is the source of this 3259-nucleotide messenger RNA. RefSeq names its product echinoderm microtubule-associated protein-like CG42247 (gene DCX-EMAP). The transcript is spliced from 9 exons. Gene Ontology annotation, cellular component: mitotic spindle. Gene Ontology annotation, molecular function: microtubule binding. Gene Ontology annotation, biological process: intracellular signal transduction; microtubule cytoskeleton organization. The record is from RefSeq and is a predicted model, not a curated record. NCBI's taxonomy places the organism in Eukaryota, Metazoa, Arthropoda, Insecta, Diptera, Culicidae. The coding region runs from base 282 to 2852 and encodes 856 amino acids.
ACCCCGCGCGUGGUCCCCGCGUUGUGUAUUUUUAUGGGACCUCACAGGCCAACCUGUCGUUGUCAAUCCCCCCAUAUACCGAUUCAGAGUGGAAUUAGGAUGUGAACAGUGAUCAUUUUUCGCGAAGUCAUUGAUUGGUUACGUGUUACGAGCUAAAGUAUCUCUGAAGUAAACUGGCAACCGAGUGAGCGCGAAUCAGUGUUCGAUCUAGUGACCGUGAAAAGUGAAAAGAAAGUGAUUUGAAAGUGAAAUCUCCGUUCCCGGGCCAUCCAUCAGCACAAAUGUUCGAUAGCGAGGAGGAAUCAGCAUUUGUCAUCCUGACGCCGCCAAUGUUUCACCACCACUACAGCAGUUACCGAGAGCCUGCUAGCUAUGGUAAGAAAAAUGGUGUCUGGUACGCUUCACCGGGAAACCAGGGCUGGGGUACCGGGAGCCGUCUGAGCCGCAAGCCAUCCGUAACCGAAGUGGACAACAUGCCGUCCGGGAGUCUGAAACCGAGCGCCGGUCGCGUCAUCCGGAUUAUCAACAGUCACGAUCACAGUGUUCAGUGUCGAGUGCUGCUUAAUUUGCGUACAUCGCAACCCUUCGAGGAGGUCCUAGAGGACCUAGGCCAAGUGCUGAAGAUGAUCGGCGCCAAAAAGAUGUAUACCAACCACGGUCAGGAGGUACGCAGCUUCUCCCAGUUGCGCAACGAGUUUGCAGAGGUCGACACGUUCUACCUGAGCAACACCCCGUCCCUGCCGAUUGGUGCCCUUGGGCCCGGUGUAAUCCCUCCGUCACCUGCACGCCGGUCCCGCUCGCGUCUCGGCGGUUCCGUCCCGGAUGACCUCUCGAAGACAACGGCCCGUCAACGGGCCCGCAGCAAAAGUAGACCACGCGCUCUGUACGCCCCGGAAAACGAGCUAAUGCGGGCGUCCUCCGAUUACCCGCUGCUGGACUCUAUGAAGGAGGAACCGACCCGGAUCACGAUACGGGGACUGCGUCGGACGUUCUAUCCACCGAUGCAUCAUCCACCGGUGGAUAAUGCACCGCCGGAUAAGAAGCUGUCGCUGUUUUGGGUACAUGGUUACCGUGGAAUCGAUUCGAAGAGAAAUUUGUGGGUUCUUCCGUCGGGAGAGCUGCUGUACUAUGUUGCCGCCGUUGCCGUACUGUACGACCGGGAGGAGGAAGCUCAGCGGCACUACACCGGACACACGGAGGAUAUCACCUGCAUGGAAGUGCACCCAUCGCGGGAGCUGGUCGGUUCCGGACAGCGCGGUGGCCGCGAUCGCAAAUCUCAGGCCCAUGUCCGCAUCUGGAGUACGGAAUCACUGCAAACGCUGUACGUGUUCGGCAUGGGUGAACUGGACACGGGUGUCAUAGCGGUGGCCUUUUCGCAGCUCAACGGCGGCAGUUACAUCCUGGCCGUGGAUGCCGGUCGCGAAAGUAUACUGUCGGUGUGGCAGUGGCAGUGGGGCCAUCUGCUCGGCAAGGUGGCGACACUGCAGGAAGGUAUUUGGGGCGCAACGUUCCAUCCGUUGGACGACAAUCUAUUGAUCACACACGGCAAGGGCCAUUUAGCAUUCUGGCACCGUCGGAAGGAUGGGUUCUUCGAAAAGACAGAUAUAAUCAAACCGCCUUCGAAAACAUUCGUCACCUGCGUUCAAUUUGAACCGGAUGGAGAUGUAAUAACCGCAGACAGCGACGGUUUCAUAACGAUCUACAGUGUGGAUGCCGACGGGGCCUACUUUGUGAGGAUGGAAUUUGAAGCACACAGCAAGGCAAUUUCCUGCCUGGUGAUGCUUUCCGAGGGUACUUUAAUAUCAGGAGGUGAAAAAGAUCGCAAAAUUGCCGCAUGGGAUUCGUUGCAGAACUACAAGAGGAUAACCGAUAUUAAGCUUCCAGAAUCCGCCGGUGGAGUCCGUACAAUUUACCCCCAGCGACCGGGUCGAAACGAUGGCAACGUCUAUGUUGGCACCACUCGCAACAAUAUUUUGGAAGGAUCGCUACAGCGUCGCUUCAACCAGGUCAUGUUUGGACAUGGUAAACAGCUGUGGGCUUUGGCUGCCCACCCGGAUGACGAGGUGUUCGCUACGGGAGGCCACGACAAGUACGUAGCGAUGUGGAGAAGACACAAACUUAUCUGGACAUCGUCGGUGGGUUACGAAAUAAUUUCCCUAGCCUUCCAUCCGUACGGGGCAGCCCUUGCCGCCGGAAGCUCUGAAGGACAUCUGGUGGUGAUCAAUGCUGAGAAUGGAGCGACAAUGCUAACGAUUCGCGUCUGUGGAUCACCUCUAAAUUGUGUGGAGUUUAAUCAGGUGGGCGACAUGAUUGCCAUCGGCUCACAGAACGGAAGCAUCUAUCUGUUCCGCGUAUCGCGCGACGGAUUCUCGUACAAGAAGAUCAACAAGAUCCGUGGUUCGCAGCCGCUAACGCACCUUGACUGGAGCUCGGAAGGUAACUUCCUUCAGUCGGUAACUGUGGAUUUCGAUUUGCUCUUCUGGGACGUGAAAUCUCUUUCGCCGGAAAAGAGCCCCAUUGCCAUGAAGGAUGUCAAGUGGUUAACCAACAACAAUACGGUUGGAUUCAUGGUAGCCGGAAUGUGGAACAAUCGCUACUAUGCGGCUCCGGCAAACACCAUCAUAACCACAACGUCGCGAACCGCCGCCCAGGAUCUGAUUGUUAGCGGUGACAGCGAUGGCUAUCUGCGUCUGUUCCGCUAUCCAUGCAUUACUCCCCGGGCUGAGUUUACCGAGGCAAAGGUAUACUCCGGUACGCUGGCAUGCGUGAAAUUCCUUCACGGCAACCACAGUUUGGUAACGGUUGGUGGUACUGACGCGUCCCUCAUGAUCUGGGAGCUCACUGAAGAAUAGCCACUGUGGCCACCGUGGCGUUCAGGUGCCGCGCCACUGUCCCCAUCACCAGGUAAUCCUCCUAACACUAGCCUAGUAGCCACCAAUCAUCAAAAAGUUAAUCAAAAAAAACCAAAAACUCACAUCACCGCCACUUCACCGAUAAUCAGUAAAAAUCCCCUGAAUCGUGAAAGUAACGAUCCAAGCGCUAGCAAUAACCCCAAUCAAAAUCAACCAACUUCACAUCAACAAAAACCACAACAACAUCAACAGCAACCAUCACAAGAACCAACGCCGCCAGCGGGGGUCGUCGCCGUCGGAUCAACCGACGGCCAGCGACCGAACGCGGAAAAGCCAGCUGCGGAAACUGCAAACGGUACAGCUGAACAAUGGGUAUUUAUAAAAUAAGAGAAAAACAAAACCACCCA